AUGCCCGGAAUGGGCGGGCCAAUCAUGCCAAUGUUUGCAUUGGCACUUCUUGGGUGCCUGGGCAUUUCUUUGGGCUCGACGUGCCUUCCGGAUGCCAUACCGGAAGAUCAAAGACAGAAUAUCUCGAUGAACGGCAUUUCCAUGCCACUUGGGUUGACCGUCGGAGCCUCUUCGGCCAUCUCUGAGAUGUAUGCCAUUUUGGCCUCGGAGAUUCUGGGCUACAACGUGGUGCAGUACCCCUCUCCUAGCACAAUGGCCAAUCUUCACUAUUUGUCUGGCUGCGAUGGUGUGGUGCCCGUGGAGGAGUGCACCUGGCCAGCGUUGCGCCACGUGGGCUUCGAACUGUGGGAAUCCAGCUGGGCAGAUCCUGAUUGGCUGGCAAAAAAGGAGCAAUUGGGCCAGCGUAGCAUGCAGAUGGAAGGAAGUAUUGGCUUCUCUGGAAAAGAGGGCCUGUACGUCAUGGGCCCUGCCCGCCAGAAGAGCCGUGAACACUCAGGGCUGCACUUGGCCUAUUAUGGCAAUCUCAACGCUUCUUGGUUCCACCCAGAGAACUACGCGGCCAAUGUUUCACAGGUGGACAUCAACAAACUUUCGACCUGCAAAGAACACAGUCUAGCCGGCGCGCAGCUCUAUGGCCAAGUGACCGGUGAUGCCGAUGGUUUGGAGACCGUGGAUGGUGUGAUAAGUUACAAAUGCUGGCAAGACAAGUGGUGGUUAGCUCCCGCUUGUCGAAGUAACCCGGGCAGCUGCAUGGCCGUGGUGACUGCGCAGGGAUGGGCAUUUCGAGAAUUGACUCAGCAGGCAUUCUUCCACAACAUACCUAUGGCUAUUGCUAAUGGUCUGGAUUUUGCCACCUACGUGGAGCUCAAUGCGCAACUACAGUCAUUUCUUUUUUGGUGGAAUCCGGACACGGCCUUUGUGCUCUACGAUACGACACUGGUGGAAAUGCCACCAUGGAAUCCCUCAGAGCAAAAGCAGGGAAUCCUCAGAUCCGCCACGGUGGUGAUCAAGUUGCAAGGUGCCGUCUCCGAGUCCUACUGCCACUGCGACAGUGGCAGCUUCCUGUGGGAAGGCCACUGCGAGGUUUGCAUGGAGGGUGCCAGCUGUUUGGGUGCCAACCGCUUGGAGCUGUUGCCGGGUUUCUUCUCAAGGGAAGAAGCGCCGGGCGAUGUCUACAACUGCUUCGAUGAACGGCUUUGCCCAGGUGGUCCUCCAGGCACCUGCGCCGCAGGCCGCGAUACUUCCUCUGUGGCCUGCACUGAUUGCAAGGAGGGAUUUCGCGAAGGAAAUGACAAGGUCUGUGAAGCCUGUGGCGAUGGCGACUAUGCCUUCUUCGGCGUGGUGGUGGCUUUGGUCUUUGGUGCUGUGGCUUUGUUGUAUGCCUUGCUUCUGAAUGAGGCCAAGUCGAAACAGCGCAGCUCCACUUUGGUGGUGGCCGCCGGAUUCCAACAGUUCCUCACCAUCGUCCAGAUGCUUUCAGUGCUACGACGUUUCGAGAUUGAUUGGCGUGAGCCCUUUGCGAGUGUUUUGGUCUUCUUGGAGGUCUUGAGCUUCGACGUGGAGAUGCUCUCGGUGAGCUGUGUUACUCAGCUGAGCCCCGUGGGGCUCUUUACCUUCCGCGCGUUGAUGAUCCCCAUGCUGAUGUGCGUUGCAUUGGUCGUGCACCUGUGCUACAUCCUAUACACUGGCUGCAAGAGCUUCAAGACCAGCAAUUUGCUGAGGACCAUUGGAACGAUGUUUUUGAUCUUUUUCAUCGUCCUUUUCUCCAUGCUCGUGGCGCCUUAUCAGUGCAACGCACAUCCCAACGGCAAAUUGACCUUGAAGCGCUACAAGAACGUCUUCUGCGAUCGAGAGGGAGAUCAUCUGGCGAUGCUGGUCAUUGGCGGUUUCGCUUGUUCGAUGCCGGUGGUGUUCCUGGCCCUUUGCACUUGGACCGUCGUCCUGGAGCUCCCCCGACGGAUCGCCAGGUCUGAUGCUCGGUUUCUGGAUGCCUGCGGCUUCCUGAUCAAGCGCUUUCGGCCUGGCAUGGAGAUCGCCUCGGUCUUCUUCCUGAUCCGAAACGCCUUAGUAGUGCUGUGCCCCCUGCUCCACAGCACAUCUGGGCAGCUGCUGAUGAUGUGCAUCAUCUUGAUUUUCAACUCCAUCAUGGUGGCCUUCUUCAAGCCAUGGCGUUUCCUGAUUUGCAAUUGUUUGGACAAUGUGCUCCUGGCUGGCAUGCUGGUGAUUCUCAUUCUGGGCGCCAUCUCGGUGAAGGAUUCAGAUCCAGGAGCGACAAUGGUGGUGGUGAUGCUUUUCUUGAUGCUGAUGUGCCUCUCCAUCUUGGGAACGAUUGGCCACGGCAUCUUUAAGCACUUCCAACAGAAAUACCGUAAGCAGUUCCGGUACUUCCUGUGCCACCAAAAGAAUGCUGCAGGCUCAAUGGCAAGGCUCUUGAAGAUGGAGCUGGAACAGCGUUUGCCCGGGACGAAGACCUUCAUCGACUGCGAUGACUUGAACGACUUGACACGGCUCUUCAGCUACGUGGGCCAGGAUACUCAAACCUUCUUGGUGCUGUGCAGCCCCGACAUCCUCACGCGCAAGUGGUGCGUGGGGGAAAUGGUCACCGCAAGAGCCAACGGAGUAGACAGCUUGCUGCUCACAUGGCCAAGCUUCGUCCGACCGGAUGAAAAGUUCAUCGCCAAAUAUCCGACGAUCGUUCCGGACAUCAACGAGCUCACCAAGUACGGCAUCAGCCUGCAGGACGUGGAGGAAGCCCUCCGGUGGCUCGCCAUCGUGCCAGGCCAAGCGUUGCCCGAGCAGAUCUCCCCUACAACGACCCACUUGAUGGUCACCGGCCUGGUGACUGCCGGGACGAAGGCACCAAGCACCAAGCUGAGCGCCCGGGCCCAGUCCUUCACCUCGGAGUAUGGCACCAACUUCCCCGUGCUCGUGGAUCCAAUGAACUCGGAAGCGGUGGCUGCAGCGAUGGUGCUGAGCAGCCUGUUGAAGCCGAAACUCUUGGGCACCAAUUUGCCUCUUCCCUCAAUCCAGCUCAGCGGUCUUGAGGUCGCGCAGGAAGCCACACUUUCCUUGUUAAUUUGCAGCCAUGGAUGCUUCAAGUCAGAGCAGCUUCAGACCUGGCUUUUGCAAGCUUCGCGACUGCCAAAGUGCUGCAUGAUUCCAGUGAUCACGGAGGACGCUUUCGAGAUGCCAUCUCCAGCCUUCUUCGCGGAACUCCAAACCACAUCGAAGUUGACGGAUGACGAGUUCUUUGCCAAAUGUGGUGUGAAAGACUUGGCGGACAUACCAGGGACGACAAGCAGAGAACUUAACAACCAUACGGCAUGA
Durusdinium trenchii is the source of this 3327-nucleotide messenger RNA. NCBI's taxonomy places the organism in Eukaryota, Dinophyceae, Suessiales, Symbiodiniaceae. The record is from the annotation of a GenBank genome assembly.